Messenger RNA from Myotis brandtii (Brandt's bat), 1558 nucleotides. RefSeq names its product CD300c molecule (gene CD300C). The record is from RefSeq and is a predicted model, not a curated record. Gene Ontology annotation, molecular function: transmembrane signaling receptor activity. Lineage: Eukaryota; Metazoa; Chordata; Mammalia; Chiroptera; Vespertilionidae. The transcript is spliced from 5 exons. Gene Ontology annotation, cellular component: plasma membrane.
AUGAAGAUUGUGGAGACCACAGAGUCAGAGAGAGAAGUGAGGAGCGGCCGAGUGUCCAUCAGGGACGAUCCAGCAACCCUCACCUUCACAGUGACCUUGGAGAGACUCACAGUGGGUGAUGAAGGCAAAUACAUGUGUGGGAUCGAUACACCAUGGACAGAAGGACUGAUAGACCUCAUCUUCCCGGUUGAGGUGUCUGUGUCCCCAGGAUGUUUGUCUCUGAGCGGCCCCAGGCGAGUGACGGGCAUUGUGGGUGGAUCGCUGAGCGUGCAGUGUCGGUAGGAGAAGAAGUACACAGACCAUAACAAAUACUGGUGCAAAAGCCCAUGUUUGGCAUCGCUGAGGACGAAGAUUGUGGAGACCACAAAGUCAGAGAGAGAAGUGAGGAGCGGCCGUGUGUCCAUCAGGGACCAUCCUGCAACCCUCACCUUCACAGUGACCUUGGAGAGCCUCACAGAGGGCGAUGAAGGCACAUACAGGUGUGGGAUCCAUAGACCAUGGACAGAAGGACUGAUAGACCUCACCUUCCUGGUUGAGGUGUCUGUGUCCCCGGGCUAUUUGUCUCUGAGUGGCCUCAGGCGCAUGACAGGUAUCGCGGGGGGAUCGCUGAGCGUGCAGUGUCGGUACGAGAAAGAAUUCAAGGAAAAUAACAAAUACUGGUGUAAAAGCCCAUGUUUGGCAUCGCUGAGGACGAAGAUUGUGGAGACCACAAAGUCAGAGAGAGAAGUGAGGCGCGGCCGUGUGUCCAUCAGGGACCAUCCAGCAAACCUCACCUUCACAGUGACCUUGGAGAGCCUCACAGAGAGCGAUGAAGGCACAUACAGGUGUGGGAUCCAUAGACCAUGGACAGAAGGACUGAUAGACCUCACCUUCCCGGUUGAGGUGUCUGUGUCCCCAGCCCCCACCCUGAAGAUUGUCACAAGCACCCUGGGUCCUCCAAGCACCUUGGGAUCUACAAGCACGCUGGGUCCUCCAAGAACCCUUGGUCCUCCAAGCACCUUGGGAUCUAUAAGCACCCUGGGUCCUCCACGCACCCUGGACCCUCCAAGUACCCUGGGCCCUCCAAGCACCCUGGACCCUCCAAGCACCCUGGGUCCUCCAAGCACCCUGGACCCUCCAAGCACCCUGGGUCCUCCAAGCACCCUGGACCCUCCCUCCUCCCUGCCAGCGACCACCGGGCCCAGUGUGACCAGCCAGGAGACGCCUGAUGCCAGCCAACACCCUUGGUCCCUGUUCAGCACUGUCCACUUCCUGCUCCUGGUCUUCCUGAAGGUGCCCCUGCUCCUGAGCAUGCUCGGUGCCGUCCUGUGGGUGAACCGGCCUCAGCGGAGCUCUGGGGGGAGGCAGAGUCAGCCCUGCUCUGAGGACCAGUGACACCUACUCUGUCGAUGCCCCGCCCAAGAGCACAGCCUCGCUGUGGAAGGGAAGGACCUUCUGACCAAUCAAUCCAGUGUCAUUGUCCAAGAUUCUGUCGGAAUAGUCUGUGAACCUAUUAGAGAAUUUUUUCUUUCAAUGUAUCAGAAUCACACAAAAGAUACCUAAUAAAUGCAUACUCAUU